Messenger RNA from Gossypium arboreum, 779 nucleotides. RefSeq lists its product as uncharacterized. The record is from RefSeq and is a predicted model, not a curated record. Lineage: Eukaryota; Viridiplantae; Streptophyta; Magnoliopsida; Malvales; Malvaceae. The transcript has 2 exons. The coding region runs from base 128 to 511 and encodes 127 amino acids.
AUCGUUAUUUUUAAUGUCUUUUGCGUCCAAAACAAGUUGUCUCUUCUCAACUCCCCUCCGCUUCAUCCAUUUAUUUUUUUUCUUAUUUCUAUAAAUACUCCAAAACACACGUUAUAGGGUAGUAGAAAUGAAAGCAGCAGGGUUGGUGGCAGUGUUUGCAGUUUCAGGAAGUGUAGUUUUCAUUGCACACCAACUCCACAAACGUCUCCUCUCAGAUUUCAUGAAGAAGAUUGAAUUUGAAUUGUGUGGAAGCAGAAAAUAUGAACAAAAGAAAAGGGUUGGGUUUGCAGACGAUGUGAUGAGGGUGCCAUCAUCCAAUAACAAAGAAUACUGCAACAUGAACCAUAGCCUCAGCCUGCCAAAGCUGCAGGGUAAUAAAGCAGCUGGUGAAGAUGAUCGUCAGACUGAUCAGGCUCAGGCUCAGCAGCUCCUGGAAAUGUCAAAUUCCAUGCCCCUCAAUAGGCAGGUUUUAUACAAAGGAAUUCUUCAAUAUAAAACCCGCCAUAUUUGAAACUUCCUUUUCCUUUCUUGUUCUUUAGGAGAUCAAAUAGAAGUUAGUACAACUUCUUCUUUAUUGUUGAGUAGGAGAUGAAGUUUUGAUUUUAGCAGUAGGGGAAGUUCUCUUUCCAUCUAAACAUUCUCUUUUCUUUUUUCUUUGGUGUGUUCAGUUUUCAUGCUUAAAUUAUCUUUGAAUUAUUCAAUUUUUUUCAUCUCUAAGAAAAAAGGGCACCCUCUGGAAAUGGACAAUGAUUGAAACUCUCUUGUUUCUUUGACUAAAA